Messenger RNA from Panicum virgatum (switchgrass), 1453 nucleotides. Its product is annotated as 1-(5-phosphoribosyl)-5-[(5-phosphoribosylamino)methylideneamino] imidazole-4-carboxamide isomerase, chloroplastic-like. Gene Ontology annotation, molecular function: 1-(5-phosphoribosyl)-5-[(5-phosphoribosylamino)methylideneamino]imidazole-4-carboxamide isomerase activity. Gene Ontology annotation, cellular component: cytoplasm. The record is from RefSeq and is a predicted model, not a curated record. The transcript has 9 exons. Gene Ontology annotation, biological process: L-tryptophan biosynthetic process; L-histidine biosynthetic process. NCBI's taxonomy places the organism in Eukaryota, Viridiplantae, Streptophyta, Magnoliopsida, Poales, Poaceae. Bases 159 to 1082 code for a protein of 307 amino acids.
CUCAUCCCGCAAUUAGGAGCCGCCCUUUGGUCUGGCCGUCACACCACUCGAACUCUCGAAGCAAGCAGUGCCAUCCCGAAGGCGCCGCCGCCGCCGCCGCCCCAUCCCGCCGGGCCCGUUUGCCGCCGGCCGCCGCGGCACCGGUACUGUGCCGGAGGAUGGCGUCGAGGUGCCCGGCGAGGGUACCUUCUCCGCGGUGCCCGCCGCGGCACGGCUGGGCGGGCUCGUGGGUUUCGGCCCGCCUCUCGAAAUGCGGCGCGUCGGGAGGGCGUUCGGUCAUUUGCGCCGCUGUUAGCUUCAGGCCAUGCAUUGACAUACACAAGGGGAAAGUUAAACAGAUUGUUGGUUCUACUCUUCGGGAUUCAUCAAAUGAUGGCACAGAACUUGUGACAAACUUUGAAUCAGACAAAUCUGCUGCAGAAUUCGCAAAACUCUAUAAAGAAGAUGAACUUGUUGGUGGACAUGUUAUAAUGCUAGGCGCAGAUCCUGCAAGCCAAGCUUCAUCACUGGAGGCGUUACAUUCAUAUCCUGGUGGUUUGCAAGUUGGAGGUGGAAUAAAUUUGGAGAAUGCAAUAUCGUACCUUAAUGAAGGGGCAAGUCACGUGAUAGUAACCUCUUAUGUGUUUAGCGAUGGCAAGAUGAACAUUGAAAGGCUAAGGAAACUUGUUGAGCUGGUUGGGAAACAGAGGCUUGUGUUGGACCUUAGUUGUCGAAAAAAGGAUGGCAAAUAUACCAUUGUAACUGAAAGGUGGCAGAAGUUCAGUGAUGUCUUUGUGGAUGAACCGACAUUAGAAUAUCUUGCUGCUUAUGCAGAUGAGUUUUUGGUUCAUGGUGUUGACGUGGAGGGCAAAAGGUUGGGAAUUGAUGAGGACCUUGUGGAACUAUUAGGGCGCCAUUCACCAAUCCCAGUAACUUACGCUGGAGGUGUGUCAACAAUGCAUGACCUAGAGAGAAUAAAGAAAGCAGGCAGAAGUCGAGUGGAUGUUACUGUUGGGAGUGCUCUAGAUAUAUUUGGAGGAGAUUUGCCCUACAAAGAUGUUGUCCUUUGGCACAAGAAGCAAAGUAUGGUUGGCCAACUGUGAAGAAACAUGAGGUAUGGCUUGAUCAAUACUAUCAGCUCAUAUAGGUCAACCUUCGACAGAAGCAAACUUUCUGAACAUUCUAUUGGAAUUCAGUGGUCAGUGAUGUAAUUGAAAGCUGAGGAAUAUGAUUUGUUCUUGUCUCGGCAUUAAAAUUUCAUUUGUUGAUAACCUUCACAAGUUAUCAACAAUAGGGGUUGAUUCAUGAUUAAGAUAUUGUUGCUAAACCGUUUCUUACCAGUAUUGGUCUGUUGUAACUAUGAGUAAGCACAGCUGAUGCCGGCAAAUAUUAAGCACAGCUGAUGCCGGCAAAUAUUAAGCACAGAUGAUGCUGGGAAAUAUUUAUGCUCUGUGCAGUCACAAUUCACAAUCGA